This is a messenger RNA of Pecten maximus, 3123 nucleotides long. Its product is annotated as QRFP-like peptide receptor. Bases 95 to 1339 code for a protein of 414 amino acids. NCBI's taxonomy places the organism in Eukaryota, Metazoa, Mollusca, Bivalvia, Pectinida, Pectinidae. The transcript has 3 exons. Gene Ontology annotation, cellular component: membrane. The record is from RefSeq and is a predicted model, not a curated record. Gene Ontology annotation, biological process: G protein-coupled receptor signaling pathway. Gene Ontology annotation, molecular function: neuropeptide Y receptor activity.
UAAGUGGUACUACCUGGAAGGCGGAUGUGUAAACAAAACAUUUAUUAAGCAGUGAAAAAGGCGUUCCAAUGUAUACACGAAAAUAGUCCCUGCUAUGUCCAGUCAGGAGAAUGUUUCCAAUGCGGUCGUGACCGCCGCGCAGCUGGACAAAAACCUCAAUUUUUACUUUACAAAUUCACCGAAAAAUGAAAGUAUGAGUUUUUCGGAGGAAGAUAAGUCGACAACAGGAGCCUCGGAUGUUUUCAUAUUGUUGUACACAGUGACAACUCUGACAUCUAUUAUAGGAAACAUCGCUACUAUAAUAAUCUUUACCAAAGGAAAACGUUCCAAAUCGGAAUUGCGUCCGUUUUUAAUCAACCUUGCAGUUGCAGAUUUGAUUAUGGCCAUUUUCUGUAUACCUUUCACCUUCACCGCCGAGUUACUCGGUGAAUGGGUGUUUUCAAAGCCCAUGUGUCCAAUUGUAUUGUUUUUACAGACAGUGUCCGUCACAGCUAGCGCUUCAACCAACAUGGCUAUCGGCAUUGACAGGUUUUAUGCUGUGGCGUAUCCACUCAAGUCCCGGAUUACUUCAUCAAGAUAUCGCCUUAUUAUUUUUCUUAUUUGGAUUAUUGCCAUUGCAAUUAAUUGUUUGCAAUUUGAGGUUGGGAGAGCAAGUGAAAUGAUAAAAUCGAAUUCAACUUCAAACAAGACUAUAGUGAAAUGUGAUGAAGAUUGGGGGGACCCGGAAAGAAAAAGAGCAUACUCUCUGUGUAUGCUUUUCCUCACCUAUAUAAUCCCCCUCAUCAUCCUUACCGUGACCUAUUCUAUUGUGGGAAGUAUUUUAUGGCAACGAAGGGCACCCGGCAACGCAGAUGCUAUCAGGGAUGAGCAGCAAAUCAAAUCGAAAAGAAAGAUUGUGAAGAUGCUGGUGACGAUCGUCACAUUUUUUGGGUUGUGCUGGCUACCUCUACACCUAUUUAUCCUUGUGUUGGACUUCAAUCCCGAAAUUGAGCGCGAUACUCAACUCUUACCUACACUCGAGGUUCUGUAUUUCUUUGCUCAUUGGAUCGCCAUGUCUAAUAGCUUCGUUAACCCAAUCAUCUACGGCUUCAUGAACAAUACUUACAGGGCCGAUUUGCGGGCGCUUAUAUUUACCAUAUGUCCGUAUGUUAGAGGCGGCAAACGCAUACGUCACGGUGCCGUGAAAUGGAAGUCACGAGAUCACGUGCGAGACGAUGCGUUCGACUACGAGAAAAACAGUCACAUGAUUCAAGGAUUAUUAAGGAGCAAUACCGAUUACAUCAACGGCAGGACGUCAAAGACUUCCGUAACUAAGACGUCAUCAACGAAGAGUUUUUAACAACUAUGUGUUCCGGCUGGAAAAUGCAGUCCAGCUGGAAACAGAGGUUCCAGGAGUUUUACAGUGAUAACGUAUGCCUCAGGUACAACAUUGGAUUUACACUAUACUUUCAACAUCUCGUCAGUGAUUUCGUGUAAAGGACGUCAAAAUGACGUGUAUAGUGAUGAUGGUCUGAUGAUAACGUUGCUUUGAUGAUACACGUCGAAGGUGUCACGUGUUUGCCUUACUCACGUUUUGUCCGUAUGUCCGAUCGUCGGUGUUUCAGUCCAAUUACAGACAACACGAAGAAAUGCUGAGCCAUGCUACAUUCUUGUGUUUAAUUGUUUACUUUUUGCCCUGAAAUGUUCGGAAAACAUGAUUUUUGUUCUGAUCAUAAUGAUUGAUAUUUUUUAAACAUUUGGGAUACAUGACAGCUUUGUAAAAAAAAAAUAUGACGUACCAAUGACAUUGUUUAUCUUCGUUAAAGCAGAAAUGUAUGUUGGUUAUUGGGUUGUACUUUUGGAUAUUCGUGGUUCCGGUUUAAAUUAACCAUUUUAUGUAUUUACAUGUAUAACAAUGAAUUAUUGAAGAAGAAAAAUGCAUCUCAGAUAUACGUUAUUGUCCUAUUCUAAUUACAUAAAAAUAGGGACGGGAUGCGCGCCGUGUCUGUAGAUUUCAUCACCUAGAUCUCGUCUCCGUAAUUUACUUUUUAACAAAAUUGAAUUAUUUCGACUUUCAGACAAAAGCCAAUAUUUGGCUCCAUUUCGUCUGUAGUUCCUUUCACAGUUUUAACCUUCAAUGGCAAUAAUUCAUUCCUUUACAGGUUUUUGUUGCCAAUUAUUGCGUAUAUCAGCGUCACAACAUUUAUUUAUGUAGAAUAUCGAUCCUAAAACGCCAGAUACAAUCAGUUGUAUUAAGUAACAAAUAUCCGACACAUUAUUAGAGCAUUUAAAACCAGUUACAUGGAAAUGGAAUUCUUAACUUAUAAAGAAUUCUUCUCGUAAAGGAUAUGAGUCCGUCUAGACCACUGGCAAUGGCUGAGGCCUAUUUCCGGUAGAUCCUUAAAUAGCGGAUAAGCUUGACUAUGAUUGGUCCAACUUACCCCAAUCAAAAUACAGCAAUUUAUAUGAGGAGGCGGACUACCUAAUAACAGUCUGCACACGAAUCAGACGACUUCUUUCCGUUUCUAUUGAAUAAUUGCCGUAAUGUUAUUAGUCGACCCGAGCCUCUCAUUCUGUCUACCCCAGAACGCCCUAUUCCCAACCUAACCUAACAGCUACCAUGAGUCGUAAUAGUAUGUUUUACUGGUGAUAUAUCAGAGAUUACUGACUUGUUAGGAAUUAUGUAAUCACUGCUUAUACAUUCUCUAAUGAUGACAUCACUUCUGUUUUAGACCAAUCAUUGCGAUGCUUUCUAUUUACUGCCGCCGAUUAAGUAGCUGUUCGCUGCAACUUUGCUGCAUGCAUUGCGAAUUUAAUCAAAAUAUACUUUUUAUAAACGUUACGUACGAAAAAAUAUCGAAUUGAUAAAAUAUCGAGUUUCUGCCAUUCUCGUGAAAUGUUCAAUACCCCUCUACACAGCCUACCUCGGGCCUUAUCGGCUGUGAAGUCACAUGACAGGGUGAAUCCAAGGGAACUAACUCUGACAGAUCAGAGCACGCCAUAGGGGGGCUCAGCUUGUACAAUUUACAAAUAAGAUCAGUAUUCUUCACUUACCUCAGCCUAAAGCAAGGGAUUAUCAGGGUUUUGGAGGAAGUGAAUGGGAGGGUUCUGUUAGAUCUACACGACAGGACUCCUGGGGGCCUA